Plasmodium inui San Antonio 1 is the source of this 3417-nucleotide messenger RNA. RefSeq lists its product as hypothetical. Gene Ontology annotation, molecular function: serine-type endopeptidase activity; U6 snRNA binding; metal ion binding. The record is from RefSeq and is a predicted model, not a curated record. The coding region runs from base 1 to 3417 and encodes 1138 amino acids. The transcript is spliced from 5 exons. NCBI's taxonomy places the organism in Eukaryota, Apicomplexa, Aconoidasida, Haemosporida, Plasmodiidae. Gene Ontology annotation, cellular component: membrane; Prp19 complex; U2-type catalytic step 1 spliceosome.
AUGAAAAAGGUGGGGAGGCACUUGGCCCAGUGCGGCCAUUGGUCUCGGGGCUUCUCCAGGUACUCGGAUAAGCAACCCAUUAAGGAGAAGAAGAGGAGUCAAUUCAUUUUUGACACUGUGCGUGGUAUCCCGCUGCGGAAUAUGCUUCGCAAAUGGAACGGCAUAACGAUGGAACAUGCUCGCAAAAGAGAGAAGGAGAUCGACAAAAUGAUAAAAAAGACAUUUGAAGAAUUGCGUGUCAAGUAUGAACAGGUAAGAGUAAAGUAUCAGGACACACUAUCCACGUGGAGAAAAGAAAGAACCAGAAUUAGAAAGCAAGUUGCCCCAUUGUUCCUAAAGGGGAUGUUAAUGAAAAACAUAGGAAUUGAUGGACAACACAUAAAAACUGUCCUGUACAAAGUUUCCCUUGGAGGAAGAGUCUUUUUUAAAAAUCUGAUGAACCUCUGUCGGGACGCCAACAUAUCGUAUUAUAGAAAUAUAAUUCAUUAUCAUUAUAGGAGAGCACCUGUGACGUACACGUUGAUGUCACUGCACCUUUUGGUUUUCCUCUUAUGGAUGAAUGCGAAGCCUGGGGAUACAUACAACUAUGUUGGGAUGCCCCGAGGGUUUUACUAUCCCAGUUCGAAUGUCUAUAGCCCCCCGGGUUUUAACAAUGCGUCGUCUCGUCAUUCUUCCCCCUUUGGGCUGUUCAACUUUUUAACGCUUGAAUUUAUGUAUAACCACUUUUGCUGCGGAUUGCAGCAGCUGAGGGAAAGGAAACUUUAUACGCUCAUAACCAACCUUAUCAGCCACAACACUGUGCAGUCCCUUCUGCUGAAUACCAUUUCGCUCUUCUACAUCGGGAGAUCCUUCGAGAUGAUUAUUACCUCCAAGAAUUUCUUUCUGACUUAUUUUAUUAGUGGGAUCAUAUCAUCAUAUGUAGAGAUUUGCUACCAGAAGCGUGGGGGUUCCUUUCCCUACGGCAACGUUUCCGUCUUGGGGGCCAGCGGCAGCAUCAGCUCCAUUCUCACGACGUACACGCUCAUGUUCCCUAGCCACAACAUUUAUCUCUAUGGGGUGUUGGCGAUUCCCCUGGCCCUGUUCACCUCCCUCUACUGCGCGAACGAGGUCUACUGCGUGCUGACGGACAAGAAGGACAACACAGGCCACGUGGCACACCUCACGGGGAUGUUCCUGGGAAUCCUAUACUACUACUUCUACGUCAAGGGAAGAGUGCUGCAGAUGAACGCGAAACGGUUUUUUAAUAUAGUCCAAGCAGAGGACCAUGAUGGGAAUAGAAAAAAAAAGGUUAACGCGAGAAGGGGGGAAGAACAACGUAGGGGGGAAGUAUCUGGAUUGAAAAAAAAUGAAGAAGCCUCAGAAGUGGCAAGCCAAGGGGGAGAGUCACUGGGGGACGAUGUCAAGACGGUGGCGGAAGGACGCGACACGCAUAGCGUCGGGGCAAACCAGGACGACAUAAGCAAGCAAUGUCCUGAUGGUUUGGAAGCGAAAGGUGGAAGCAUCCCCGACAGAGGGACACAAAAUGAGAGCGCGUGGAAGUCGAAGGAAAAUAACACCACCCAGGCUGUCUCUGACCAGUUAAGCAAUGCAUUAAAUGUUCAUAGCCGAAUCGGGGAGGAAGUCAAUCGUGAUAAGGAGGCCAUAGGAUUAGGGGAAAACAACUCAAAUGAGGCUGCGGCCCCGUUUGAGCCUCUGCAGGCAGUGGAAAUGAAUAGCCAACAAGUAAGCGAGGUGGAAGGAGGGCAUCACUGUAGCCGAGAGGAUAAGUCCAGCGUGACCCCACGUGACGUCUUGCAAGAUGGAAGUAAUAAUCCUAACAGGAAUGCUGAUAGCCCUACCGUGGAAAGGGACACACGGAGUGAAGCGCCACAAGUAGGAGAAACAAAGAAGAACAGAGAAAAACAGAUGAGAAGUAACUCAGGAGACACGACCAACAAAGAAGUGAACGGAGAGGCAGAGGAGAAGAGUGCACCGCAGAGUGACACCAACCUGAGUAAAGGCGACGGUAAGCACCAGUACAAUAAGAAACCACACGAUUGUGUUGAGAGGGCGCAGAAAGGGAAGAGCCAGGGAACGGCAAAUAAAUUCAAUCCGCAAGGGGCGUACAACAAUGUCAGUAGUGGUGGAAGCUAUCCACGGAGUUGGAUCAACUCGAAUGGCUACUACAACCUGUACGGCUCUGGUUACCCCGGUGGGGCAGGCAUGCUCCCCGUGGGAAACGUUCCUCCCGCCACAACAGUCUCAUCCACGGGGCCCCCAGGAACGAUGAACAUGGUCGACAUGGAGAACGCGACGUAUGCGACCUACACAAACCAUAUAAACUACAAUUAUAUCUAUAACUACCACUACACUCACAACUACCACUACUAUUACUAUGGCAUAUACGAGGACUACGGCCGUGGGAUGGAAACAGACAUGGGGGAAGAGCCCUAUGGGUUCUGCUCCCUUCUGGACAAAAGCAUCCAGCUAAUGAAGAAGAACGACAAGGUAAAAGAAAUCCUGAAACGCCCAGCCAAAUUGCAAGUGACCCAAGAGGAGCUGAACAAAGUGGAAUACUCAGAGGGGAAUGACCAGUACAACAUCUGGUUCGGAAGGUACAUGCCGGACAAGUUCGACAAAGGAAGCAGUGGUACCAGUAGCACUGCUCCACAACGCUUUGUGGCAAGGUUCAAAUGCAAACCAUCCACCGACUCAGGAUACACAAAGGCAGAUAAAAAUUUGACCAGCAGGCAAUUUUUUUGCAUCUACUUUGCACGCGGUUGUUGUGCUUACGGGCAUAACUGCCUCUACAGACACCGAAUUCCAAACGAAAAUGAUGAGUUACAGUUUGAACAGACGAUUGAUAUUUUCGGACGAGAAAAAUUCAGUACCUUCAAAGAAGACAUGAGUGGGGUGGGUAAUUUUAACAGUGAGUGUAGAACCCUCUUCAUUGGAAGCAUUCACAUUGAUAACUUCGAGCAAGUCCACUUAAUUGAGCAGAUCUUAUAUGAUGAGUUUAGCAACUUUGGACGCAUUGACUAUGUAAGGUAUGUCCCUUUUAAAAAUAUUGCCUUCGUUCAAUAUUCAUACAGAGUCAAUGCGGAGUUUGCCAAAGUGGCCAUGUCGGAUCAGCCCAUUGAAAAUCACUCCACAGCAUUGACCAUCAAGUGGGCUUUCGAGCUGAAGAACACUCCGCAUCAUUCCUUUCAGCAUUACGCUAAUCCGUAUGUGUAUAAUCAGAGCCCCUUGGUUUCUUCCACGUGGCAACAGUACGUCUCGCAGGAGAGGCAGCGGGAUCGUCAGCAGGAUCGUCAGCAGGAUCGUCAGCAGGAUCGUCAGCAGGAUCGCCAGCAGUUCAGCCCGUCGCCCCAAUUUGUCCCAGUUUCCAACCACAGCAUAGAGACCCUUGGCGACGGCGAUAAUCGCGCCCUUUCCUAG